Pundamilia nyererei is the source of this 2398-nucleotide messenger RNA. RefSeq lists its product as uncharacterized. NCBI's taxonomy places the organism in Eukaryota, Metazoa, Chordata, Actinopteri, Cichliformes, Cichlidae. The transcript has 5 exons. The record is from RefSeq and is a predicted model, not a curated record. Gene Ontology annotation, molecular function: GTP binding. Bases 183 to 1976 code for a protein of 597 amino acids.
AUAACUGAGAGGAUCCAGCAGAGUUUGUGAUUAUUGGUCUCCCAUAAUAGCUACCUGUGUGAGGAAUCUGCUGAAUAAACAUGACGUGUUGGAAGGGAGGAGACUAGAACCUGGUUAUAAAGCAUGGCUGAGGUGGAACAUCACACUUCACAGUGUGUUUCAACUGCUUGAAACUGACGAACAUGGACAGUGAAUUUGUUGUUCUCGAUUCAGAGAAGGAACAUGUACAAGAAAAAGAUCUCAGGAUUGUUCUUGUUGGGAUAACUGGAGCUGGAAAGAGUGCAGCAGGAAACACCAUCUUAGGACAGAGGAUUUUUUAUUCUAAUCCAUCUGCAUUCUCAGAAUGUCAGAAGAAAGCAACUCAGGUAGAUGGUCAAAGAGUGGUUGUGGUUGAUACACCAGGUCUUUUUAAUAUCUUUAAAACUGAAGAAGAGGUGAAGACAGAGAUAGAAAAGUGCUGGUCAUUAGUUGAUCCUGGUCCUCAUGUGUUCCUGAUUGUGAUCCAGGCCGGCAGAUUCACAGAAGAAGAACAACAAACAGUGAGAAUCAUUCAGAAGAUGUUUGGAAAAAAAUCAGCAGGUUACUCUAUGGCCUUGUUCACUCAUGGAGACAAUCUGGAAGCUGAUGGAGACUCUAUAGAUAAAAUAAUUAGUGAUAAUUCAGCUCUUCAAUACUUCAUCAGUCAGUGUGGUGGAGGAUAUCAUCUUUUGAACAACAGAAAGGAGGAUCGCUCUCAGGUCACAGAGCUGCUGAUGAAGAUCAACACGAUGGUUCAGAAAAAUCGAGAAAGCUGCUAUACAAGAGACAUGAGAGACAGCUGGUCUUUUGAGGACAUAGUAGCUCCUGGUGUUGGUGCUGUUGCUGGAGCUGUUGCUGGGCUUGGUAUUGGAGCAGUUGUUGGUGUUGGAGCCUUUGCUUUAGGAGCUGCUGGAGCUGUAACUGGCGCUCUAGUGGGCAAAUGGAGGGCAAAUAACUCAUAUUUAAAUCCCGUCUCCAAGAGUGCUGCACUUGGGGUCCACCAGUUCUGCCUGCCUGCCUGCCAUACAGCCAAUCAUGAGGCUGAGAUCAAGAGAAUCCCAAUCACAGACAUGACAGACAAAAACCUGCUAGACAGCGAUUCUCUGCUUGAUGCAGAGAAACCAGAGCUCAGGAUGGUGCUUGUUGGGAAAACUGGAGCUGGGAAGAGUGCUUCAGGAAAUACCAUCUUAGGAAGCAGAGUUUUUCAAUCUAUAGCAUCUGCCUCUUCUGUGACAUCAAAGUGUAAGAAGGAAACAGUGGAGUUUGAAGGUCAGACUCUGACUGUAGUUGACACUCCAGGUCUGUUUGACACCAAACUUCUUAAAGAGGAGGUGGUGAAAGAAAUUCUUGGAUGUAUCUCAUUAUCUGCUCCUGGUCCUCAUGUGUUCUUGAUUGUGAUCCAGGCUGGGAGAUUCACAAAAGAAGAAGAAGAAACAGUGAGAAUCAUUCAGAAGGUGUUUAGUGGAAGGUCAGGAGAUUACACUAUGGUCUUGUUCACCUGUGGAGAUGAUCUGAAGGCUGAUGGAGUCACCAUAGAAAAAAUUAUCCAUGAAAAUCCAAAUCUUUGCAGCUUCAUCCGUCAGUGCGAAGGACGAUAUUAUGUGUUUAACAAUAAAAACGAGGAUCCCUCUCAGGUCAGAGAGCUGCUGAAGAAGAUCAACAUAAUGGUUGAGUUAAAUGGAGGAAGUUAUUAUACCGAUCAAAUGUUCGAGGAGGCUCAAAGAGCCAUAAGAAAAGAGAUGAGACGACUUCAGACAGAAAAUCCAAAGAUGGAUGUCAAAGAAGCAAGAGGACAAGCAGAGGGAGACAACUCUUUCAUUCGAACUGCUCUAGCUGCUGCUGUUUCUAUUGCUCUUGCUGCUGUUGAAGCUGCUGCUGCAAUAGUGGAGGGUCCAGCGGCAGCUGCAGUAAGUGCAGCAGCUAAGGCUCUUCAAGAUGAUGCAUGCAAAAUACAGUGAUGAUAAUAAUAAUUCUCAUUUAUUUGCUGCUCUUUAAAAUUUAUAUGCAGAUACUUGGAAAUAAUCACUGUAAGAUGUAUUUUAAUGUCUUUCUCUCUCUCUCUCUCUCUAUUAUCUUAAACUUUGUAAUUUAACUGAUUAAUGAAAUCUUCAUUUUUACUAUUUUUGAUUAUCAUGUGAGUAAUGGGACAUUCUUGAUUUCAAAACAAAACAAAACAAUCAGGUUAUGUAAAUUGUUUUUAUGCUGCAGAUGUUUGUAGUCUUGAAUGAUGGAUUGUGCAUUUUAACACAUGAACAUUUCUGUUGUCUCAGGAGCUGAACCAAAAGAAACUGUAAUCAGUGAUGUUUGUGUUGAACAAAAUGUGACAUUGACUUUCUUUCUUUUAACAUGUUAAGAAAUAUGAAAAAUAAAAUGAAUUAAA